AUGCCGCAAAACUCACACAGACUUACAGAAAACACUUUUUUGUUGGACCCGAAGACACACACACACACAUUCUUGCCAUGGCCCACAAAGGCUUGCUGUUUUCUGAUUGCUGUGCUCGGCUUUCUGUUGGCGCAUCUGGAAGGGGACCCGAAAGGUGGAUACAGCAAUGCUCCAACAUCGCACUUGCACGAGUGUGCCGACUCGGCGGAUCUUCUCUUCUCAGAUCUCUUUUCGGAUGGCACGGGCCUUGGACCUUUGGAGCCUUUGUGGCGGCUCUUCACCUUCGAGGGGGCGCUAUGGACCUUGCUGACCGGUUGGGAUCCGCGAGACCAUGCCUCUUCCCUGGGCCUUCAUGGAAUGCUGGAAGCCUUGGGCAGCUUGGGCGCCACAAUCCUAGGAUUAUUCGCUCAUGCUGCUGCUGCAUUCCUGAAGUUCGGUGGACGGAAGGGCUCGAAGGUGCCCAAGGACCAGGAGAAGUCCAGUUCUGCUCAUGAGAAGAUCCAGAUGACCUUUUUGCAAGAGGCACAUGCCUACUGGGGCUAUGUCAGACUCUUCGUCUUGGGUCUCAUCCGUGAGUAUGUGGUGCGUGCCUGUGCGGUGAUCGUAAGGGACGAGAUGUCGCUGCGUUAUGUUCAUCGAGAAAAGUGGAGCGUUGGCUGGACAGAUUUCUACCUCCAGCACAUGUACAAGUUGUAUGUGGAUUGCUUCGCCCGGCCCAUCUCUUCUGCCCCAGAUUCCACAGUGGAGGUGGUGGUGCGAGAGCGCGCCGGUGGAGAUCUCUUUGGUCCAAUCAACGAUCUGAAGUUGACGGAGAAGCGAAGGAUGUGUGUGAACCUCUCGAGCUACAACUAUUUGGGGUUCGGUGGUGUGGACGAGUUUUGCACGCCAGCCGCUCGAAGGGCGGUGAGGGAGCUUGGCUGGUCAAGCUGCGGAACCCGUACUGAAGGCGGAACCAAGGAGAUCCACCGAGAGUUGGAGCGAGAAGUUGCCAAAUAUCUGAGCAAAGAGGAUGCUUUGGUGCUUGGCAUGGGCUUUGCAACAAACUCCACUAUUCUGCCGGCUCUGUUUGAGGCGAAGGCCGGAGGUGGCGGGAUUUUAGUGCUCAGCGAUGAGUUGAACCAUCGAUCCAUCGUAGAAGGUGUCCGGCUCUCUGGCGCCACAGUGCGGGCCUUUUCGCACAACAGCAUGACUGCUUUGGAAAAGGAAUUGCAGCGUGCCAUUGAGCAAGGGCCCUGCUGGCAGGUUUGGAUGUUCAGGUUGAAGACAGAGAACUUACGGAACAGGCCAUGGCGCAAGAUCUUCGUCGUGGUUGAGGGCAUCUAUUCCAUGGAGGGUGACUUCUGCCGAUUGCGUGAGAUUGUCACCUUGAAGAACAAGUACGGCGCCUAUCUCUACUUGGAUGAGGCCCACUCCAUUGGCGCGGUUGGACAGAGUGGUCGUGGUGUCACCGAGCUCUUAGGAGUUCCAACCAAAGAGGUGGACGUCAUGAUGGGCACCUUCACCAAGUCCUUCGGCAGCGUCUCUGGGCUAACUCGACACCCGGAGGCUGGUGGCUACGUGGCAGCCUCCAAAGAGGUCAUCGCCCAGCUUCGGCGUGUGGCGCCGGGCAGCGUUUUUGCUGGCGCGAUGGCGCCCCCAUGUGCUGCUCAGGCGCUACAGGCUCUGCGUGUGAUUUCGGGUGAAGAGGGCGGUGAUACAGGGGCCAGAAAACUGGCUGCGAUCAGAGAAAACUCCAACUAUUUCAGAGAUGAGCUCAGUCGCAGGGGUUUCAAGGUCCUUGGAGAUGUUGAUUCGCCCAUUGUGCCCGUCAUGUUGCACCACCCAUGGAAGCUGGCUGCCUUCUCCCGUCGAUGCUUGGAUCGCGGCAUCGCCGUGGUGGUGGUCGGCAAUCCAGCUGUUCCUAUCUUGUACGAGCGGGUGCGGUUCUGCAUCUCUGCCGCACAUACCAUUCCCCAACUCGCAGAGGCCAUUACAGAGAUCACCGCUGUGGGGCAGGAGCUUGGGGUGCUCUAUGAAACUGGAAAGCCCACCGCAGAGUUGGAGGCUCUAGCAGAAAUGGACCGCACCUAUGCCGACUGGCUGCGGAAUGCGCCUUUGAUGCCCCGGAGCGAAACGAAAGCCUUGUCGUGGAGCCCCGAGCCCUUGUGCCCACCGGCCCCGGCGGAGCAGAGUUUCUUGGCCUCGCUGGAAAGUGCCUGUGCCACUGCGGAGCAGGUUCCAACUAGCCAUGACUUUCGCCUGAUGGAUCCCCUUGGCUACGCGGCCUCACCCUUGGAAGCAGCCCUGGUCGCCACUGAGCAGACCAUGGACCACUAUGGCUUUGGUGCCUGUGGGCCGCGUGGCUUCUAUGGCGGCUCUCUGCCUCACUUGGAGGUGGAGGCAGCUUUAGCAGAGUUCCUGGGCAUGGAGGCAGCCAUCACGUAUUCUGCGGGUGUCACCACUGUGUCCAGCGUCAUUCCAGCGUUGGUGCAAACUGGUGACAGGGUCAUCGUGGAUUCUGAGGUGCACCUGGGCUUCCGUACUGGUCUGAGGCUCUGCAAAGCGGAGGUGACUUGGGUACCCCACUACGACCUCUCAGCUGUGGAGGCCGCAUUGCAAGCAGGUGCUCAAAAGGCCGGGGACAAGAAGGAAGCCAGGAGAACCUUCAUCAUGAUGGAGGCAGGCCAACGUACUGGCCGUGUGGCGCCACUGCAACAGCUUGUGGCGCUGAAGGAGAAGUAUGGUGCAGUGCUGGUGUUGGAUGAGAGCCUCUCCUUUGGCGUCUUGGGAGACAAAGGUCUUGGCCUGUGCGAGAUGGCCAAGGUCUCCCCCAGCAAGGUGGAUGCCAUCAUGGGUUCCCUGGAGUUGGCCGUGGCUGGUGUGGGGGGCUUUUGCGCUGGACGUCACUUGACCGCAGCUGUUGUUUUGCAGCCUUUUAAACUCAGGGGUCCAUGGUCACUGGUCACUGGUGGCCAUUGGUGA
Cladocopium goreaui is the source of this 2961-nucleotide messenger RNA. Lineage: Eukaryota; Dinophyceae; Suessiales; Symbiodiniaceae. The record is from the annotation of a GenBank genome assembly.